Molecule: messenger RNA, 1798 nt
Organism: Arachis ipaensis
Lineage: Eukaryota; Viridiplantae; Streptophyta; Magnoliopsida; Fabales; Fabaceae
Source: RefSeq, a predicted model, not a curated record
CCCACCCCGAAACCCAAAUCCCCUAAUCUGAUCCGCAGUGACCCACUCCUACCCUCAAGCCUCAACGCCUCUCCUCUGGGUCUCUUUCUCGCCACUCGCUCCCUCAAGCUCUCUCACGCCACUCUCGUCUCCGGUGUGUCACUUCUCUCUCGGUCUGGCACUCACCGUUUUGGAAUCAAGCUCGUCGCGCUCUGUGUCCUCACCGUCUCAAGCUCAGUCACCGCCUUCCUGGGCUCGCUUCGCGGGCGGCAGAACCACACGGAACCCAGUCGCGCGCCUUCGCGUACGCUCGUCGUCGCCGGAAGCAGAGGCAGCAGGUCCCAGUGGGCUGGUCUUGUUCGUCUUCUUGCUUGGAGCCUCGCCGUCAGCUUCCUUGGCGCAACCCGAUUUGUGCUUUAAAUUUGGAUGACAUUUUUAUUAGAGGAACAAUCCACACAUACAGAGUAAAAUCAUGACAGAGCCAUCAGAAUCGUUCAAGCCAUAUACUCUGUCACAAACCCUAACCGGUCACAAGCGCGCCAUCUCUGCCGUCAAGUUCUCCUCCAAUGGCCGUCUCCUGGCAUCGUCGUCGGCGGACAAGACCCUCCGCACUUACGCCUUCACCAACUCAGACUCUGAUUCUGGCAGCCGCACUUUGUCGCCGAUGCAGGAGUACGAGGGCCAUGAGCAGGGCGUCUCCGAUCUGGCCUUCUCCUCAGACUCUCGAUUCUUGGUCUCCGCCUCCGACGACAAGACCCUCCGCCUCUGGGAUGUACCCACCGGCUCCCUCAUCAAAACCCUCCAUGGCCACACCAACUACGUCUUCUGUGUUAACUUCAACCCCCAAUCAAACAUCAUUGUUUCUGGUUCCUUCGAUGAGACCGUUAGGGUUUGGGAUGUUAAGUCUGGUAAGUGUCUUAAGGUCCUUCCAGCACAUUCUGACCCUGUCACUGCCGUGGAUUUCAACCGCGACGGUUCUCUUAUUGUUUCUAGUAGCUACGAUGGGCUCUGUAGGAUUUGGGAUGCUUCCACUGGCCACUGUAUGAAGACUCUCAUUGACGAUGAGAACCCUCCUGUUUCCUUUGUCAAGUUCUCGCCUAAUGGCAAGUUCAUCCUCGUUGGCACUUUGGACAACACUCUGAUAUUAAGUACUUAUGUUUAACUAGUGACUGGCAAGUUUCUGAAGUCAUACACUGGUCAUGUUAACUCAAAAUAUUGCCUUUCAUCCACAUUUUCUAUAACAAAUGGGAAGUAUGUUGUUGGUGGUUCAGAAGAUAAUUGUAUAUACUUGUGGGAACUGCAGACAAGGAAAAUAGUGCAGAAAUUGGAAGGCCAUUCUGAUACUGUUGUAUCUGUCUCGUGUCACCCGAUGGAGAACAUGAUCGCUUCCGGUGCUCUUGGCAAUGACAAAACUGUGAAGAUCUGGACCCAACAGAAAGACUAAUCUUGUGAUGAGGACUUCGGGCUAAUCGUUCAAUGGAUUAGUGAAAGUUGGGUUUAGGAGAAAGUGACUUGUGAUGAAACCCUUAGAUCAUGUUGUAGUUGAGGAACUUGGUCAUUUUUGCAGUUGAGUUCACUACUGUAUUAAAGAAUGAUUUCAUUUCAAGUUUCAAUCAUCUUAUUGUCGGGGAAGUCACUCUUUAAUUUAAGGAUUAUUUGGAUGGUAAGUGCAUGUAGUUUGGGUGUAUCUGUAAUUUUCUUGUUUGGUAAAUAUGGAAGUUGGGUCUUAAGAUAAGGUUCAGAUGUAGAUAGGCAAAACCCCUAUAUCUACCCUAAUGGAUUAAUCCCACGGCAUUAACCACUAUUAAAGUUCUUGCAA